This is a messenger RNA of Mesocestoides corti, 2655 nucleotides long. NCBI's taxonomy places the organism in Eukaryota, Metazoa, Platyhelminthes, Cestoda, Cyclophyllidea, Mesocestoididae. The record is from the annotation of a GenBank genome assembly.
AUGCCAGUCUGUCACGGAGUACAGAGUUUCGUCAUGGCGUCAAGAGCUCCCGUUUUCCACGCCUGUUCUGUGGACCUCACCUGGCAGACAACGGUUCAUGCCUGCCAACGGUGUCCCCGUGCUGCUAUGACUCCGAGUGCUGCCACUGCCGCGAUCGCGACCCAGUCAAACAUGGAAGGAACUACCUCACGGUUUUGCCCUGCUGGAGUUCACAUGGGCAAGUGCCUUCCUGCACAGGAUCUUUACGCAAGUGCUUGGGGACCUGUGUCAAAUAUCCCCUCUACACUAGGCAAUGGAUUGGCGUCAAAGUUAUCUCACAAGUUUACGGAACAAUCAAUGGUUCCGGAUGCCUCGAUUCCUCCUACCCCUCUGCUUGAGCCCUGGGCGCCACCUAAUCUGCCCAUCCCAACAACUGUUCACAGCAAGGCCUCAUUCUCACCCAGUGUCCCUACUGCUGUCCAAUCACCCCUGCCUGAAGAGAAUACUCCAAGCCCAAAUGCAGCGACUACACCCAAGCAACAGAAAACCAUCCCAGCGAAACUGCUUAUCGAUAAGGAGCCUUCGUCAGUUCCAAAGUCAUCAGAAUCUGUUGAGAAUGAAUUGCCAUCAACCAAAAGUCCCGUGCAACCGAAACUAGAUAAGGAACCGGCAUCUCGACUUAAAACCGAGCCUGAUAAAGUGGAUGUUUCUUCAGUUAAGUCUGAAGAAGAGCAGGUUGUCGUCGAGGAGGAAAGAGUGAGUUGCCAGGCUCCGCCCACCUUUAUUCCCACUGACAUAACCGAAAGUACCAAUGGAGGUUCUCCAGAAAAAUCAGUUAUUUCGACCACACCAACGACCACCCCCUCUUCGAUUACCUCCACCAAAACCACUGACGACUCCUCUCCAAAGUCCACCGCCACCCUCAAAGAGGAGCCUAUCAAGACGUCUCAAAAUGCCUCUGCUGUCAAGCCCCAGUAUGGGGGUGAUGAAGGCAAGGAGAAUGUCCUGAAGGCGGGGGAAGUUGGAGAAACAAAGUCACUUCCGAACGAUGGCUCCGGUGCAUCAGCAAAGCCCCUGCAGCCUAGUCUGCGGGUACCUCAGUUCUACGUUCCUAUGGGGCGUUCAAAGUUAGCACCUGCAGAUUUGGAGUGUGAGAUAGACAGGGUGGGGAAGAGCAUUGUGGAGGGUUUGUCUGAGCCCAUUCCGGCUCCCGAGAAGACCGAGGAAGGAGAGGAGGCGGUGAAAGCGACAGAAGAGGCUUUGCCAGCGAAAGUCACACUAGACUCGUCCGUUCCUUUCAGUCGGUUCGGCGUUGUCACCAAGGCAUGCGGCUGCCCUCUUUACUGGAAACGAGCCCUUUUCACGGCCGCCGGGGGUGAAAAAGACGAUGUCCCCGUCCCAAUCGCAGACAUCCUCUCUCUUUGGCGUCGAGUUUUAAAGACCUGUCCGGACUCGGCUUCUCGGUUCACCUAUUUGCUAACCAGAGGCAAGGCUCAAUAUCUCAUUCCCGAUGACUUCCGACCGAUAAUUCAAGACGUGGUGGACACGCAUCCUAGCCUGACGUUCCUCCAGGCAGCUCCUGACUUUCACUCGCGCUACGUGACCACAGUCGUCUCGAGGAUCUUCUUCUGCACCAACACCUCGUGGUCGGGGCGCAUCACCCUUGGCGAGUUGAGGAGGUCCAACUUCCUCGAUGUCCUCGCCAGCCUUGAGGUGGAGGAGGACAUCAACUUAGUGACGCAUUACUUCUCUUAUGAGCACUUUUACGUCAUCUAUUGUAAGUUCUGGGAACUCGAUGGGGACCACGACCUGACAAUCAGCAAAGCUGACCUCGCCAGGCACAACAAUUACGCUAUUUCAGAACGCAUGAUUGACCGCAUAUUUAGUGGCGCCGUCACACGUGGUGCGUCUUUCAAGGAAGGAACCAUGUCCUACUCCGAUUUUGUCUGGUUCCUCUUAGCAGAAGAGGAUAAACGGCACCCGCGAAGCAUUGAAUAUUGGUUCCGUUGCAUGGAUUUGGAUGGAGAUGGCCUCCUUUCGCUUUACGAGUUAGAGUACUUCUACUCUGAGCAGUCGGCCCGAAUGGAGGAAAUGGGCAUUGAACCGCCGACCCUGGAGGACUGUCUUUGUCAGUGCCUAGACAUGGUUCGGCCGGCUCUCGUCGACAAGAUCCGCCUCUCUGAUCUUAAGAAGUGCAACCUCUCUCCCAUCUUUUUUGAUACAUUUUUCAACCUUCCAAAGUACCUCCAACACGAGCAGAGGGACCCCUUCUCUAAUCUGCGGAAUGUGCCGGCGGUAAACCGGCGUGUAACUCGUGGAUUUGGCUAUGCUCUUACUCUUUAUCCCUCACAGGACAUCGAAGAGGGCUUAACAGAGGUCUCGGAUUGGGAUCGCUACGCCUCAGAGGCCUACGAGAUGCUUAUCGCAUCUGAAGGUGGUGGCGGAGGAGGCGGCAGUGGUGGGGGAGCCGAAGACGACGAUGAGGAGGACGAGGACGACGAAGAAGUAGCUGCGUCACCUGGAGCUGCUACUUCAGCGAACACCGAUUCAGCUGCCGUUUCCCCUGAAAAGACCGUCACAACCGUUGAAACGCCUUCAUUUUCCGGCAAGGACAGUUCUAGAUCUACGGUUACUGCUCAAUCUAUUGAGGAGGAGACAGGAAAAGGGGCCUCGUAA